Bicyclus anynana (squinting bush brown) is the source of this 1271-nucleotide messenger RNA. Its product is annotated as ionotropic receptor 75a. Gene Ontology annotation, cellular component: membrane. The record is from RefSeq and is a predicted model, not a curated record. NCBI's taxonomy places the organism in Eukaryota, Metazoa, Arthropoda, Insecta, Lepidoptera, Nymphalidae. Gene Ontology annotation, molecular function: ligand-gated monoatomic ion channel activity. The transcript has 7 exons. Bases 90 to 1217 code for a protein of 375 amino acids.
UAUAUCUACUGUGCUUAAGGUUGAACGAGCUCCACAUCGACUUCGUGUCAAAAGCGAGCACCCGUCAAGUGACUCCACUGUUUGACUUCAUGAAUGCCACACGGGUCGUAGUUUUUACCGAGACGUGGGGCUACGUGGUCAAUGGAAGUUAUAAUGGGAUGAUCGGUGAUCUGGUCCGGGGAGCUGCUGAUUUAACUGGUACAGUGAUCUUCAUAACAAAACCCCGAUUGAAAAUACUGGAGUACUUAUCAUAUCCCUCGACCGCAACGGUUAUGUUUGUAUUUCGACAACCAUCGCUAUCGUACCAAAACAACUUGUUUGUAUUACCAUUCAAACCAAAUGUUUGGUUUUGUAUAUUUGGAGUCAUCAUGUUAAUGAUGGUCAUUAUAUCGGUGAAUGCGCAAUGGGAGAGUAUUAAGAUGGACGAAAUAAACAAUAUUCACAUGAAACCGAAACCUAGUACCGGCGAUAUAGCAAUGAUGAUUAUCGGGGCAGUCACUCAACAAGGAACCUACACUGAAUUAAAAGGAACCUUAGGCCGCGUAGUGAUGUUCCUCAUGUUCCUUCUAUUCCUAUUUCUGUAUACGUCAUACUCUGCGAACAUCGUCGCCUUGCUGCAGUCCAGCUCGAAUGAGAUCAAAACCUUAACAGAUCUCCUUAACUCCAAAAUGGAAUUGGGAGUUGAAGAUACGCCGUACAACAGAUACUUCUUUUCUACGGCUACUGAACCAAUAAGGAAAGCUAUUUACGAAAAGAAGAUAGCGCCACGGGGCUCUAAACCGAAAUUCAUGAGUUUAGAUGAGGGAGUUAAGAAACUUCAAAAGAAACCCUUCGCAUUCAACAUGUUUGUGGGCGGUGGAUAUAGGUUGGUUGAGCGAUUUUUCUUAGAACACGAGAAAUGUGGACUACAAGAGAUACAAUACAUACAAGAGAAUAAACCCUGGCUUACUUGUAAGAAGAGCUCACCUUUUAAAGAAAUAUAUAAGAUUGGGUUAACAAGGAAUCAUGAGCAUGGCCUAAACGACCGCGUCAACCGUAUGAUAUACGCCAAGAAACCGCCGUGUAUAGCCCACGGCGGUUUAUUCGAUUCUGUCAACAUGACCGAUUUCUACCCCGCGCUUCUGAUGCUGAUAUAUGGAACUAUACUCGCCGUUGCGCUUAUGUUCAUAGAAAUAUUACAUUUCCAUCGUUGUAGAGGCAAACAAUACUCUAAAUAACUAUAAUUUCAUAAGUUAUUCACCCUUAAAAGUAGGUACCUGCUUAAAUAAAAG